Panicum hallii is the source of this 1580-nucleotide messenger RNA. Its product is annotated as probable F-box protein At4g22030. Lineage: Eukaryota; Viridiplantae; Streptophyta; Magnoliopsida; Poales; Poaceae. The transcript has a single exon. The coding region runs from base 106 to 1407 and encodes 433 amino acids. The record is from RefSeq and is a predicted model, not a curated record.
CGCCACUCCGCCUCCCAAAUCGACUUCAGUGGACGAGCGAUCGCGAUCCGCAAAGCCAAGAAUUUUUAAUCCUCACGCGCGCAGCGACAGCCGAUCCCUCCCACCAUGGCGGCGGCUCUCCAGGCGCAGCGCCUCUUCCUGACGGCCUCCACCUCCUCCUCCUCCCCCUCCUCAUCCUGCACCGCGCGCCGGCCGCGGCGGAGCACCGCGGCUCCCUGCCGCGCCGCGCUGCGCAUGCCCAGCGGCCUGCAGGCGUCGCCGGCCGCCACCGCCCCCGCGGACCUCGCCCUGAAGCUGGACUGGAUCGACGCGCCUGCAGGAGCCCCGACUGCGGCGGCGGCGCAGGGCGGCACGGCGGGCGAGAGGCUCCGCGCGGUGGCGGACGCCGCGGCGGACCGCGCGGAGAUGCAUGACAUCAUCGGGCGGCAGCGGGACAACUGGAACCACCUGCUGCUCCACUCCACCAACUCCCUCGCGCUCGCGGCCUCCGCCAUGGCCGCGCUCGCGCCGGUCGCUCCUCCGACCGUGGCCGCGCUCAAGGCCUCCGCGGGGGCGCUACUCGCCACCGCGGCGGUCACCAUGGCCGCGGUCAACAGGAUCCAGCCCUCGCAGCUCGCCGAGGAGCAGCGCAACGCCACGCGCCUCUGGAGGCAGCUGGAGCGCGACGUCAGCUACAGGGCGGCGGCGGGGGCCGUCGUCACCGACGCCGACGUGCAGGAGGCCAUGGACCGGGUGCUCGCGCUCGACGCCGCGUACCCGCUGCCCCUGCUCCCCGGGAUGCUGGAGAAGUUCCCCAAGACCGUCGAGCCCGCCCGGUGGUGGCCGCGCCGCCGCCCGCAGCCGCAGCCGCUCAAGAGCAGGAGGUCCAAGAGCUUCGGCCGCCGCGCCGGGAGCAGCAGCAACGGGUGGACGCCGGAGCUGGAGGAGGAGAUGCGCGGCCUCCUCCGCGUGCUCCGGGCCAAGGACGAGCACCAAUACCUGACGGUGGGCAGGCUGGUCCUCACCCUCAACCGCGGCCUCGCCGUCGCGGGCCCGGCGCUGGCCGGCGUCGGCGCCGUGGCCGCGGCCUUCAUCGGCGGCGGCGACGCCGGCGGCUGGGCGUCCGGCGCGGCCGUCCUCUGCGGCGCGCUGGCGGCGGCGGCGAACACGGUGGAGCACGGGGGCCAGCUGGGCAUGCUGUUCGAGCUGCUGCGCAACUGCGCGGGGUUUUACCGGAAGGUGCAGGAGGACAUCGAGGCGGCGCUCGGGGAGGCCGACCCGGAGCGGCGGGAGAACGGGGAGGUGUUCGAGACCAAGGUGGCGCUGCUGCUCGGCCGGAGCGCGGCCGACCUCAGGCAGUUCAGGGAGAUGGCGUCGCCGUCGUUCAGGGACGAGGACAUCAAGGACUACGCCGGCAAGCUCUUCUGAUCGAUCACCGGCGGCAGAGAUGAAGACCGAUUGAGCCCACGAGAAAUGUGCAUAGAUGCGAACUGUACUAAUUAUUAGAAUUUGGAACGAAUGUUCCUAGCUAGGAAUUCAAUUCAAUUCAUUCUUUUGUAACAAGUCGAGGAACCGAAAUGACAAUUCUUUGAUUCAUCCAA